ACAGGGCAUUGUGGGCACGCAUGCUUGUCGGAAUUUCUAUAGACUGGUGAAAACAUAGAUACUGACACAGGAGCGGCAAAAAAGAUUGAGCUGCUACGAACUGUUACACAUCAGGGUGUCCUACUACUAUUAUCAUAAAGAUGUCUGAACAAUAUUCAUAUGGACAACAGCAGCAGCCACCACCUGGUAGCCACCAGAGUUAUGGCUCCACUCAACAAGGAGGAUAUGGUCAGCAACCUGGCUACAACGCUUAUGCUGGUCAGGGGGGCUACGCUGGGCAACAAUCUUAUGGUGCUCCACCACAAUCUACAGGUGCCCCACCACAAUCUGCAGUAGCUCAACAAUCAACAGCAUAUCAACAAGGUGGUUACCAACAAAAGAGCGGUGGCUAUAGCCAGCAGCAAUCUUAUGGAGGAUAUAAUCAAGGUGCUUCAAGUGGUGGGUACAGUCAAGGGAGUGGUGGUGGCAGCAGUUACGGUCAGCCAGGAGGAUAUAGUCGUGGUGGGGGUGGAAAUUACAACCAAGGAGAUAGUGGAGGAAGGGGUGGCAGUUAUAAUAGUGGUUCUUAUGGUCAAGGUGGUGGUGGUGGUGGUGGCUACAAUAAAGGUGGUUACGACUCAGGUGGUAGUGGUGGUAGUGGUGGUGGUUAUGGGAGUAGAGGAAGUGGUUCAGGCGGUUAUGGUGGUCGAGGAGGUUCUUCCAGUGGUAAUCAAGGUGAUAGCAUGGCUAAAGAAGGUAUGAUUAUACAAGAAGACACAGUAUUUGUCGCUGGUCUUCCACCUGCUGCAACACCAACAGAGAUAGCUGAUUACUUUGGCAAAAUUGGCAUUAUUAAGAUGGAUAAAAGAACUAGAGAACCAAAGAUCUGGAUCUACAAAAACCGUGAUGGAACAGGAAAAGGUGAAUGUACAGUAACAUAUGAAGACGCACAAGCCAGUCAAGCAGCUGUAGAUUGGUUUAAUGGAAAAGAAUUUAAUGGUAAUACAAUAAAGGUAUCAAUUGCUCAAAGAAAAGCGCCAGAAGGUGGUUUCGGACGUGGACGUGGCAGAGGUGGAGGUGGAGGACGUGGAAGAGGAAGGGGAGAUUUUGGUGGACGCGGUGGAGGUGGACGAGGUGGAGGUGGUAGAGGAGGAGGUGAUCAACGAGACGGAGACUGGAACUGUCCAAGCUGCAAUAAUAACAAUUUUGCCCGUCGAUCAGAGUGUAACCGGUGCGGAGAAAGUCGUGCAGGAGGUGGUGGUGGUGGUGGUCGUGGUGGUGGUGGACGAGGCCGUGGUGGCGGUUACGGUGGUGGUGGCUACGGACGCGACAGGGGAGGUUCAGACAGAUCUGACAGAAGAAAUCGUGAUUACUAAUUGUAACAUGCAUGUGCAAUGCCACUGGACACGAAAACCAUUCAACAAAGCUGUGUAAAGAAGAUUGCGAAGCAUUUUAUGCUACAGAAAGCGAGUAAUUUUGCACGAUAAACUUUGUGAUUGAUUGAUGUAUUGUUUUUAUAACGGUUGUACAGUAUAUGUCGGUGUUUAAUAAAUACCAUAAAUAAUUUUAA
Molecule: messenger RNA, 1549 nt
Organism: Hydractinia symbiolongicarpus
Lineage: Eukaryota; Metazoa; Cnidaria; Hydrozoa; Anthoathecata; Hydractiniidae
Product: RNA-binding protein FUS-like
Exons: 15
Coding region: 141-1355 (404 amino acids)
Biological process (GO): regulation of DNA-templated transcription
Cellular component (GO): nucleus
Molecular function (GO): transcription coregulator activity; RNA binding
Source: RefSeq, a predicted model, not a curated record